AUAAGAUUAAUAUUAAAUUUUAUAGAAUUAUAUUCUUUUAGUUGGUAUUUUGGUGCAAUGUCACGACAAGAUGCCUCGGAUUUACUCAUGGGUGAGAAAGAAGGUGGCGUAUUCUUAGGUGACCAAAUACGUUAUCGGAUUGGAGAUCAAACAUUUCCUGAUAUUCCCAACCUUUUGGCUUUUUACAAAUUACAUUAUUUGGACACAACACCACUGAUCAGGCCUGCACCUAAAAGAACACAGAGGGUAGUAGCAAAGUAUGAUUUUGAGGGUAAUGAUCCUGAUGAUUUACCUUUUAGAAAAGGAGAAAUUCUUACAAUUAUAUCAAAAGAUGAAGAACAAUGGUGGACUGCUAGAAAUGCUCUUGGUCAAACUGGUUCAGUUCCAGUUCCAUAUGUUCAAAAGUAUGAAGAAGACAAUCACUCUGUGAUUGAAAAUAAUUCACGUCCAGAAAGUGGAGGAAGUUCAACUAUAAAUUCUAAUUCAGUUCAAAUUUCUGCUUCCCAAAUGUCUUAUCCAGAAAGUGGACAAGGGACCACUCGUAGAUCAAAUAUUCAGAGAACAUUACCUGCUUUUGCAAAAGUAAAACAAGCAAGAGUACCAAAUGCAUAUGAUAAAACUGCUCUAAAAUUAGAAGUUGGAGAUGUGAUAAAAGUUACAAAGACUAAUAUAAAUGGUCAAUGGGAAGGUGAAUUGCAUGGCAAGGUUGGCCAUUUUCCAUUCACACAUGUUGAAUUUGUAGAUAAUGAGACUGGAGAAGACAAUCAGGAAAUUUAACGGAAGUCUUCCAUUGAAUAAAGAAGUUAAUUUGGAUAGUUUUAUAUUGG
Messenger RNA from Apis florea (little honeybee), 827 nucleotides. It is a transcript of the gene Crk, whose product is annotated as Crk proto-oncogene, adaptor protein. Gene Ontology annotation, cellular component: cytoplasm. Lineage: Eukaryota; Metazoa; Arthropoda; Insecta; Hymenoptera; Apidae. Gene Ontology annotation, biological process: cell migration; enzyme-linked receptor protein signaling pathway. The record is from RefSeq and is a predicted model, not a curated record. Gene Ontology annotation, molecular function: receptor tyrosine kinase binding; signaling adaptor activity.